CCUUCUUGGCAGACGACUGGCUCAGUUGUGUUCAACUCGUGCGCUCAGACGGUUCGAAGUUCGUCGUUGUACCGUCGUGUUGUGUUCUCGCAGGCAGUGUGUGUUAUCAGCGGUUGAUCUGAGUCGGAAGAUUCUCGUUGUCGGUUCGCUGUCCUUGUACACGGAACGGAGGGCUUGUCCGCAGGACGGUGUGUCGUGACUCCAGAUUUGUUUACCUCUCUCGUGGUUCGUUUUAUUCUUGGUUUUCUGGAGGAUUGGCGAAGGAAGAAUCGCGGUGAAGUUCCAUGUGUUGAGAAAGGUUCGGCGAAGGUUGUUUCGAAAAAGAGGUACAAAAAGUUGGAGGCUAUUCGGAGAAUUGUGCUGGUUCUUCUGGAGCUGUGAUUAAAGAAUCGUUUCCAAUUGAUACAAUUUGGCCAGCCAUUAUCUGGUGGAAUUUCGAUUGUUGUCGUGUCGUUGCAUGUGGGAUGCAUACAAUUAGAGUGAUUCAUGAGAUAAACAUUCCGGCACGAAACUCGAGGAAAAGAUCGAUCAUAAUUGAUUGUCGGAGCUUUAUUGCUGUGGUCGCGUGAUUGGGGAGUGAAACAGUUUCGACGCCGACCCAAAGAAGUCGGUCGAGAAGAGAAGACGUGAAAGAAUCUCAGUCUGUGGGGGAAGUUGUUGUGGCUGGCGUACGGAGAUCGUGAGGUGUCCGACAGAAACCAGUAAGCAGUGGCGAAUCGAAUGUAACUCGAUAGACGGUAUUUCGGAACGGCGAUCGGAAAGAAGUUGGAAAAGCUGGUUGUGAGAUCGGUGAUCGGAGAGUUGUUACCGGUGGAAAAGCUCCCUGCAAGACUCCCCUUCUGCAGUCAGCCCAAUUCCUCGCCAUCGUUCCACCAGACUGCACCGGCCAUAAUCUCGAUCUAGAUCAUCAAGUUGGGCCUCAGCCCGGUAGCAGUCGAUUAUCCAAUCUAAAAGAAGAAGAAGAAUAAGUAAAAAAAAACGGCUAUGAUGAAAACAUAACGAUAUCGUCAAUAUGUAACGCAACAAAAAGAGAGAGAAAAAAGGCGCGAAAAAAGAGUAACCGGAAAAUGCACGUAUAAAUCACACCCUUAAGAGUCGGUUGUGGUAAGAAAAGGAAGAAAGAGAAGAAAAAAGAUAAAAAUAUAUAAGAAAAAUUAAGCAGCAAGAUAACAACAACGCAAAAAGUAGGAAAGGAAAAGUGAAAGAUCAUCAUCGCCGUCGCAGCUCACAGCUGGCAAACAAGUCCGCGGUUUUCCCGACUGCACCGCCGCCGCUGAUCUACGCAGCAAUUUACGCUCCACGAGUGAUGAGAAAGUGUUGAUUUAUAAUAAUUUUCAUUUUUAUAGAGACCCCUUUCUGGGUGGAAGCUGACUGCCUGCCGAGAAAAUUGAUUCAGCCGAAGAGAGCAAAUAAAGUGGUGGUUUUAUUUUUUGGUGCAAUAAAAGUUAAUAGAAAACUUUUGAAGAAGCGAGAAAAAAAACGCGUUAAAAGUAGUGGCUUCAAUUAAGAUUUAUUGGUCGAUGUAACUUUCCGGUGCAUCAUUCGAAACCCGCUUUCUGGCAGCACUGCCGAUUUUUAAGGCGAAAAAGCCAAGGUGUCAAUUGAGAGAGGUGUCAAUCCCCCCCGUUCAGUGCGCGUUAGUGUGUGAGUGAAAAGGAAGACCAAGAAAAGGCCUCAAAGUGUCGUUCAAAGGGUCAAAAAUGGCACCGGGUAACGGUGCGGGGGCUCCGGAGGGAGGUGGUGGCGGAGGAGGCUCCGGUCCACCGAGCAGAACGCCGUCCAUCAUGGACAGUCCGACGCUGGCCCGGGUUGAGAGGGCCCGGCUGAGGCAGGAAGCGGCGGCGGCGGCGGCGGCCAAUGGUGGUGGUGGAAGUCAGCCCCAUCUGAGGGAGGACAGCUUGGAGCGGGUGCUGCUGGAUCCAAAGAAAUCCCUCCUAAUUGGACGCAUCCCGGUGGCCCAGAUGACCGGACCGAUCAAACGAGGCCUGCUCUGGCAGCAGCGGGACCGACUCUUCUCCAGAUGGAAGGAAAGAUAUUUCAUCCUGACACGUGAUUAUCUAAACUGCUUCAAACGGUCGUCCGGAUCGGCGUCGGAGAAAAUUUCCGACAUGGGACAGUUUAUCUUUAAGAUCAAACUGGUCGACGUGGAGAAGGUCGAGUGGCUGAACCGCCGGUCGUACAGCGCAAUUGGCUUGCUUCUCGGCUCGCGAGAAGGUCGCGUCUUAUUGCGCUGCGACCAAGGCCUCGAGGACUGGUUCGAGCUGCUGGAGGAGUGCACCCUGAGCAGCAAGGAACGCCGACGGGCACUCCGGCUAACCCAGGGCCCACGCUCGCGGGCUUCGUUGGCCGCUCCCGUUUCGCACGCUUCCCUGCAGAGCAACCAUCUCGGGCUGGGCGGAACCUACUCCGGUGCGAUCGAGGACUGGCUUAUGUCGCGGCACCACAAGGCCGGCGGAGGUCACCACAAUCAUCACCAUUUGCAUCACUUUUUGCACUCGGACUCGGUCCCGGACCUGACCACCAUCAACGAGAACCACGGCCUGACCAGCGGACUGUUGACGAACCAUUCGACGCCGAAGAAGGUCCCCAACGCACGCCACAAUCUGUCCGGAAGUUCGACGAAUGGGUACAACAGCCACAACGGAAGCUUCUGCAACGGGUUCCCGUACUCGCCACUGAAGAAGCUCUCGGACAACUUUAUCAACGGCAACAGCACCUACAUCAUCAACGACGAGGACGAGGAGGUUGAGUUGCGCCGCGGAGGUCGCUACCGCGUGGAGCAGGAUGACCUGUACCGGCGUCCGCUUGGCCCGGCCGGCAACAGCAACGACAACAACCGUCACUCACCAGUGCUGACCGAUUUGGACUUUUCCGCGUGUGACAGCGGGUUGGACACGCCACCGUCCACGCACCGGCCCUCGAGCUGCCGGGACAACAUGUAUCUGAUUGCGGCGUACAACCACCACAACCAGAGUCACCUCGCGAUGAUGAACGGUGGCAAGGACAAGACCACCGACACCGGGAUCAGCUCGUCCCGUGGGACGUUGGUGUCGCCGGCGAACAGCAUUCGGCACGGACUCAACGGCAAUAACAACAACAACAGCUACAAUAUGAACAGUUAUGGGUCGAGAUACAGCGUCCAGGAGCAGAAGAUUCUGCGCGCCCGCAACAACCACCAGGAGGAAACCAACGGCAAAAACUCGAUUCGUUCGAUCCGCGCUGAGUUUUUCGAGCAGAACAAAUACAACAACAACAACAACAAUCACCUGGCGAACAGUUCCACCAACAACAGUCCGGCCCAUAACGGUGGCCAUCACUACCACCAUGGUCAUCACCAGCACCAACAUCUGGUCGGAAGCAACGGAAACAUUCACCAACAACAGCAACAACACCAGCAUCAUCACCACGUGGUCAACGGACUGAACAACAAUCAACAGCAGCAGCAGCAGCAGCAGCCUCACUUUAACGGCAACAGUAUUAACAGCACCAACGGAAACGGGACGGCCGCGCUGCGGGACCGCUACCAGCAUCCGGCCCUCGCCGCAAUCAUCAACGAAUCCCAGGGAAUGAAGUUUAGAGAUCGUUCCUACUCGGAUUGUCAGCAGCAGGUGCCUCGUCGGCAGUGGACCAGCAACACGCCCAGCCCGAAGCGCAUCCCGUACCUGGGAACGCCCCCAACCCGGGUCUAAUCGAUUCCUGGCCACGUGGAAGAUGACGGUUAAGAAAAACAGCGAAUUUUCAAAAAAAAAUGUAGUUUCGUCACAGUAGAAAAAAGAAUCAAAAAUUAGAAGCACCAUAGGAUCGUAGCACGUGCGUGUAUUUGUGAUGAAAUUCUAAAAAAAGCUUAGAAUUAAUCAGUCAGAUGAAAACGUCCUGCGGUGCGAGCCUUUGCCGGAGUUGCAAAGAUUCGAGUUUUUCUCCCCUAACUAAUCCAUUUAGAAUAAUUAUUUUUACCACCCUUAACUUUAAACUGUAGCAUUAGCGAGCGUUAGGCGUAGUAAGCUUAUGUUAGCAAGCAAACAAAAAAUCGUGUUCGUGUUUCGUCGUUAGUGAGUUCUUUUCUUCAAGACUGCCUACCUACACACAACCGGAUGUGCUCGAAACGAAACGAAGCCAAAAUCAACAAUACAACGCAUCGCAGCUUCAGGAAGCUACUACUCUCGAGGAACGUGUAAUCAAAAGUUAUUCAAAUUACUCACUGUAUACUUGUGCGGUAGUCGAACGAAGAUCGAAACGUUAAAAUAUUGCUUUUAAAGUGUUUUGUGUUUUCACUUUCUUAUGUUCUACAGCAAAUGUUAGUUAAAAGUUAUUCAAAGAAAAACCCGAUUUGAAAACUGUUCUGUUCGAAAAUAUUGUUGCAAGCUUUACGUUCUGUUUAAAAAACACGAUUAAAAUGAGGUGUUCAAAAUUUAUAAAAUAUACUUAAACACAUAAGGCAAACAAAAACAACUCAAUUCAAUUGGAAAACUAUACAACAGCAAGCAGGUGUGUUCAUAUAGUUGCUAAAAGUAAGCCCAACAAAAAACAUAAUUACACUAUAGAUUGUGAAUUGGAACGAACAUUUUUGCGCAAUAAAAAAAACAUUGUAGAACAAUUUGUGUUAGCAAAUAAAAUUUGUCGGAAAUAAAAAAAA
Culex quinquefasciatus (southern house mosquito) is the source of this 4633-nucleotide messenger RNA. RefSeq lists its product as uncharacterized. Gene Ontology annotation, cellular component: plasma membrane. NCBI's taxonomy places the organism in Eukaryota, Metazoa, Arthropoda, Insecta, Diptera, Culicidae. The coding region runs from base 1701 to 3689 and encodes 662 amino acids. Gene Ontology annotation, biological process: actin cytoskeleton organization. The record is from RefSeq and is a predicted model, not a curated record. The transcript is spliced from 8 exons.